CAUCGGGAUCAGGAUUCAUUGACUGAUACUCAUUUGAGUACAAGCCUGGCUCGGCCUGCCGUAUGUUUAGUUGAUUUCGUCAUAAAUUGCAGCAAGUUCAUGGCAAAUUUAGCUGAUGAUGAGGAUCUGGCUCUGAAACUGCAACAGCAGUAUGACAUGGAGGAAGAGCGAGAACACCAAGACUUAAUGAUGGCCAGAGCUUUAGCCGCUGGACAUGAUAUAUCCGAUUCAGAUGAUGACAGACCUUCAACAAAUAAAAAAUCAAGCUUUCUAUCUGAACAUACUGUCAGCGACUCAGACUCUGAUGCCACGUACAUUGAAGACGAAGAUGUGUUAAACACCAAUGACAACCAUCCGACGACGAGACAAGCAAAGCGGAAACUGGAAUCCGAUUCGGAUUCAGGCCCACAAAAUGAGGAUGAAGAUCGGAGAGGAAAGAAGAAAACUGGAGUAAAAACUAAAUCCCAGGAGAAGAAAUCAUUGAUAUCACAGUCCACAAAGAGAUUGAAGAAAGAGGACACGGUGAUCAUCGAGGAAGGAGAAACCAGCAUGCCCCGUGGGUCGAAAGAGGAGUGCCAUUAUGGAUCCAAAUGCUACAGAAAGAACCCUUCUCAUUUGGAAGAGUACACACAUCAAGGCAAGAAAAGCCCUGGAAAGCCUUCACCCAAGAGACAGAAAUCAGAAGGAAAGAAAUAUCCACUGUCCUGUCCAGAAGCAAUUAAGGAGUCAUCACCAUAUGGUUUCCUUCUCACAAAAGUUGAGGGGAUUGCGUCAACCUAUAAUAAUCAGUAUGCUGUGCAUAUCAAAGAUAUUCUAGAUCCGUGCAUGGGAAAACUGGUGGAAUCAGCUCAGUUCAACUACAUGUUUGACAUACCAUGGCUAAUGAAGCAGUAUCCAAGAGAGUUCAGAGAUAAACCAUUACUGAUUGUACAUGGAGAGCAGAGGGAAGGAAAAAUAGCACUUCAUGAAGCAGCGCAUCCUUUCCCUAACAUCAAACUAUGUCAGGCAAGGCUUGAUAUCAUGUAUGGUACACACCAUAGUAAGAUGAUGUUUCUUCUCUAUGCCAAUGGAAUGAGAGUAGUGAUUCAUACGGCUAACAUCAUUGAGAUGGAUUGGCAUCAGAAAACUCAAGGAGUGUGGAUCAGUCCUCUCUUCCCAAAGUUACCUUCAGCCAAACAGACAGCAUCGGAUGGAGAAUCACCCACUUUCUUCAAAAGAGAUCUACUAGCCUACCUUACAGCCUACAGAGCACCAUCACUGCAGCCAUGGAAAGAUCAUAUCACUCAACAUGACCUUUCAGGUGCAAAGGUAUUUCUAAUUGCAUCAGUGCCUGGCAGACAUAUUGGAGAAUCCAAAGAUAAAUGGGGUCAUCUCAAAGUCAGAAAGAUUCUACGGCAGUAUGGUCCAGACAAACAUCUAGUCCAGGCUUGGCCUGUCAUUGGUCAGUUUUCCAGUAUUGGUUCUCUGGGUGCAGACAAGACCAAAUGGCUGUGUGCAGAGUUCCUUCAAAGUAUGUCAAGUGUCAAAGGUCAAUCAGGGACAUUCACCUCCAAUGCUGAUACAAGACAUAUGAAGCUGAUCUACCCAUGUUCUGAUAAUGUGCGAACAAGCCUUGAAGGUUACCCUGCUGGUGGAUCAUUACCAUACAGUAUACAGACAGCCAAGAAACAGCCAUAUCUUCACCAAUUCUUCUUUCAGUGGAAGGCAUCUAGAAUGGGUCGUAGCAGAGCCAGCCCUCACAUCAAAUCCUAUUCCAGACUUUCUCCAGAUAAUAAAGAGAUUGCGUGGUUCAUGGUGACAAGUGCUAAUUUGUCAAAGGCAGCUUGGGGAGUUUUUGAGAAGAAUGGCAGUCAGCUGAUGAUUCGUUCAUAUGAGAUUGGAGUCAUGAUGAUCCCCUGUAGCUUUGAUAAGACUUGGAAGACGUUUCCCUUAGUGGAUGGGCAUGGCCAGAAAGAAUUCUCACUCCCUUGGGACGUUCCUCUCACACCAUAUUCUAAAUCAGAUCGACCAUGGAUCUGGGAUAUCCCAUACACUGAUAAGCCUGAUUCCCAUGGAAACGCUUGGGUGCCUGGAAGAAGAUGAUCGUUUCAUAAUGGAAUAGAUUGGAACCAGAAGCUAAUUUCCUUAGUUUGGGCCCUGUUCCACAAAACUUGCGGUUUAAAGGGAAGUCCAUCUCAACAUCAAGUUGGUUUUCACAAGAGCAGAGAAAUUCAAGAAACACGACAGUUUACAAAUAUCCAUCAAAUAUUGAUAAAGUAAUUGAUUCUUAAAGAUAAUUUGUGUUGUCUCAUGCAAGCAGUUCAUUCAUUUGCUACAUAAUG
This is a messenger RNA of Lytechinus variegatus (green sea urchin), 2321 nucleotides long. It is a transcript of the gene tdp1, whose product is annotated as tyrosyl-DNA phosphodiesterase 1-like. Gene Ontology annotation, biological process: single strand break repair; double-strand break repair. The record is from RefSeq and is a predicted model, not a curated record. Gene Ontology annotation, cellular component: nucleus. Gene Ontology annotation, molecular function: double-stranded DNA binding; 3'-tyrosyl-DNA phosphodiesterase activity; single-stranded DNA binding. Lineage: Eukaryota; Metazoa; Echinodermata; Echinoidea; Temnopleuroida; Toxopneustidae.